Molecule: messenger RNA, 1623 nt
Organism: Trypanosoma grayi
Lineage: Eukaryota; Euglenozoa; Kinetoplastea; Trypanosomatida; Trypanosomatidae
Exons: 1
Coding region: 1-1623 (540 amino acids)
Source: RefSeq, a predicted model, not a curated record
AUGCGGCCAAGUGGUGCUGCGCCUCUCCUGCAGCACGGGCCCCUCUGCUUCGACACCCACUCGCGGCGUGCAGAGGAGCAGCUGGCCUUCCACGAGAAAUACCACGAUCGCAUGGCUCGGCUCCUUGGCGGUGACAACAGGGACGAUUCGGCGGAUGUUCACAAGGCGCCGAGCGCCAGCGCAGCACCCGACUACUGGGCGGAAUACACACGAAAACUCGAGCAGAUGGGUAUCCCACGCCGCGGCGACACAUUACGUCUGCCUGAUGAGCAACGGCCGCCGCCGCUGCAGCAGCAGCAGCGAGAAUUGUCGCAGCACUGGGGGGGCCCUGCGGCGGGGCGAUCACCGACGCGGGUGCCAGAAGAGGGAGUGCUGCGCCGCCUGGAUUGGCUAGCGCACGAGAGGGAUGAGCCUGACACUACCGAUGUAAUUGAUCUGCUUCGCGAGGUGGAAGACGUGCUGGUACGUGAAGAGUCUAGACAAAACGAAGGACCCGACAUUUCGUUGCAUUCACAACCAAUGGGUGGCGCCACGUCGUCAAGAGCGUUGGACUCGUCACAAAUUCAUGAUCCAGGGAGACCCAUGGGUGUUCCCCCUGCCCCCGCAGUUGAUCUUCACUCCACUAGUUAUCAUCGCACGGCGCCACCACCGCCACCGCCCCCGGCGACGGCUCCAACAGCUGCACCGUCGUUUCAGCAGCUGGCACAAGGCGUACCGGUAAACCAGCCGCCAGUGGCAGCGGAUUGGAGCCGGGUGUCAGGCAACCCGCAGAUGGAGUGGUAUCGAACCUACUACGCAUGGAUGAUGUACUACGCGCAGUACUAUGGUGCUCUUCUUGCUACACAGCAGCAGCAACAACAACAACAGCAGCUGAAACCGAGUCGUGGAAACUUGGACAAAAAUCCCACAAACCUGAAGAAACUGAGUAGGGAAUACAACGAACUGGUGGCGGAGGUGGAACGCCUCAAUGAGGACCCCAAGCGGCAUGCGAGCAAGAAUAGAAAUGUACCCCUCAGUUCUCCGGCGGUGGUGGCGAGGAAAAAUAAACUGCGGCAGUGCCCACCUUCCUCGUUUAACGGCGAAGACGAUACAUUGUACCGCUCCGAACAUCGCUACUCAUAUCUUCGGGGCGAUACUACGCCCCUAAAAAGGAAAACAGCGCAGCCUUUCAAAGCCAUUGAGCACAGGCAACAAGUGAACGGCCGUGGUGAAGCAGCAUAUGUUGCCUCCGAGUCGAAUGAAGAUGAGAGUGAAGGUAUAUCCAGGGGGAAACGAUUUGAUCCUCCAUGGCUUCCGCCGCCGCGACAUUCACCCAAGAAGCAGCCGCAGGAGGGACGUGAUGCCUCUGGGCCAGGAGGUCGCAAUAUAUCUUGGUUGUACAAGUACGAGGAAAGUGAAGCGGAAGAGGGGUCGCAAACCCACACUGAGGAGGGGGUAAGCUUGGAUCGCGGAGAUGGUCGAGGAGGGUUGGGCUACAGGUAUGACAAGGAAGAAGAACGCGCGUCACACAAACCGCACCAGUACACUGUGCGAGAGCAGUCACGUGAUCCUGUAAGGCGUUUGUCCGUCUAUGAGCGGAAGAAGCGCGCGAUGGAAGAGGAAAAGCCGCGCUGGUGUUUUUGA